AUGAUUUCAUCAUGAGUAUCGUCUUAAAUGGUGCAAGCUUCUCCUUGGAUCCUUUUAUUUAUUUGUCCAUUCUUUUCGUUCGUUAUGCCACAAAUUACUCGAGGUGAAUUGUUCAGACAGAUUUCAGGUGGGUCUUUUAAUGCCUGCGACAGUGAAUUAAAUGGCUGUACUCCUGGCGGCAAUGAACACUUUAACCUUUUGCACCGAACCAAGAUCAAUGAAAUGACUCUAUGGCACGAAGCUGCAAAUCUUGUCAAUGAGCCAUAUGGCUGCCAUAAGAUGUUAGCUACCAAAAUGUGAG
Truncatella angustata is the source of this 301-nucleotide messenger RNA. RefSeq lists its product as uncharacterized. The transcript has a single exon. NCBI's taxonomy places the organism in Eukaryota, Fungi, Ascomycota, Sordariomycetes, Amphisphaeriales, Sporocadaceae. The record is from RefSeq and is a predicted model, not a curated record. The coding region runs from base 28 to 300 and encodes 90 amino acids.